Vicugna pacos (alpaca) is the source of this 1170-nucleotide messenger RNA. RefSeq names its product nanos C2HC-type zinc finger 3 (gene NANOS3). Gene Ontology annotation, molecular function: RNA binding; zinc ion binding. The record is from RefSeq and is a predicted model, not a curated record. NCBI's taxonomy places the organism in Eukaryota, Metazoa, Chordata, Mammalia, Artiodactyla, Camelidae.
CAGGAGUGGCAGGCCUCCUUCUAGGAGGGGUAGGCAGGGGUAGCCCUCCCCAUGCCCUCUGGGGGGGGGGUGUGUAGCUCCGUAUUGCUGGUGCCCCCUGCAGCCUGUCUGGUCACCACCCCCUGCCCCCAGCCCACCCGGAGACUAUGCAUCCCCUUGGCAGGUGCAUUUUUGGGGGAGCGGCAGCAAGCUCCCCAGUGCCAAUAAGGAAUCUCCCACAGCCUGAUCCUCCCUCUUCACACCCCCUUGGAGACAUAAGGAGGGGACUGACAGCCUAGACUCCUCGGCUCCAGAGAGGGGAAGGGAGGGGCAAGGAGGAAGGGGUAGAAAGGCUAGCUUUGGGGCAGGUUUCUUCUCUCUCUGCCCCUCGGCCUGGCACACGUUGCCCAGCCAUGGGGACCUUCAACCUAUGGACAGAUUACCUGGGUUUGGCACGCCUAGUGAGGGCUAUGCGUGGGGAAGAGGAGCCCGAGACCAGGCUAGACCCCCAGCCAGAAUCCAUGCCAGGACCGGAGGAUCAGAGGCCCAGCCCGGAAUCCUCACCAGCUCCUGAACGCCUGUGCUCUUUCUGCAAACACAACGGCGAGUCCCGGGCCAUCUACCAGUCCCACGUGCUCAAGGACGAAGCGGGCCGGGUCCUGUGCCCUAUUCUUCGCGACUACGUGUGCCCCCAGUGCGGUGCCACUCGCGAGCGCGCCCACACCCGCCGCUUCUGCCCGCUCACCGGCCAGGGCUACACCUCAGUCUACAGCUACACCACCCGCAACUCGGCCGGCAAGAAGCUGGCCCGCCCAGACAAGGCGAGGACGCAGGACUCGGGACACCGCCGAGGAGGAGGAGGAGGUGCCUGUGCAGGUUCCAAAGGUGCCGGGACGCCUUCCGGAACUUCUCCUUCUUCCUGCAGUCCCUCCACUUCUGCCUAAGAGGCUGGCGCCGGCAGGACGGGAAUGCUGCCUUCACCUGGGGGUGGGGGUGGGGGAAGAUCCACCCUUUGAAGAUCCGCCCCUAGGCCCUGCCCCCAGCCUGGUGGCCUGGCAGGAGGGCCCGGCCUGGGAGCACAGACGAAAGAGCUCCCCUGAAAGGAAGGAAGUGGUCUCCGGUACCCCCACCCUCCGUCCCCAGCGCUGAGCACCCAGUCAGCACUCAAUAAAUGCUUGUGAAUGGAUCAGC